Molecule: messenger RNA, 2105 nt
Organism: Microcebus murinus (gray mouse lemur)
Lineage: Eukaryota; Metazoa; Chordata; Mammalia; Primates; Cheirogaleidae
Source: RefSeq, a predicted model, not a curated record
GUCCCGGCGAUCUAAGUGCCCAACCUCCCCCAACCGUCCCUUCCCUCGUCCCCCCAUCCUCGCAUUUCUAUACCAACCCCUGUCACUCGGUGGGAACGCGGCCACGGUCUCUCCGCUGAGAGCCCCGACGGGCUUGUCCCCCGGGAAGCGGCUAUGAGGGGCCAGAGUCGGCUCCUGGUGGUAGAUCCCUGCCCUUUCCGGGCUGCCCCGUCUCUCGCGCAGCCGGCCCCAUUCUCAGGCCCCGGGGACACCGCGCCGAGGAGGAAGAGCCCUGAGCUGGGGUCCGGGAGACCUGGGUUCUGAGACCCGGUUCUACCAGUAGCCAGCAGUUGUGACCUUGGGCCUCAGUCCCCUUGAAGUUUCUGUCUUUGAGGGUACCUGGCAGCGAAGCACGAAAGCCCAGGAUGAGUUGUCUCAAGUCAAAGAAGAAAUAAUCUUUCUGCAUCUAGUCUCCUUACUCUAGUGCCCUUUUCUUGAUUCUGCCAAGUCAGGAUUCUCACCAAGGAAGCUUCCUGCCUUCUUUGGGAAUGUUGGGAUUAUGAAACCUGAGCACUGCAGGAAUGGCCGAUUUUGGGAUCUCAGCUGGCCAGUCUGUGGCAGUGGUCUGGGACACGUCAUCCCCAGUGGAGGCUCUGAAAGAUCUGGUGGAGAAGCUGCAAGUGUUAACUGGCAGUGAGGGCCGAGUGUCUGUGGAAAACAUCAACCAGCUGUUGCAGUCUGCCCAUAAAGAAUCUAGCUUUGAUAUUAUCUUGUCGGGUGUAGUCCCGGGAAGCACCACCCUGCACAGUGCUGAGGUUCUGGCUGAGAUGGCCCGUAUCCUUCGACCUGGUGGAUGUCUAUUUCUGAAGGAGCCAGUAGAGACAGCCCUAGUUAACAAUAGCAAAGUGAAGACAGCAUCUAAACUGUGUUCAGCCCUGACUCUUUCUGGUCUUGUGGAAGUAAAAGAGCUACAGCGGGAGCCGCUAAGCCCCGAGGAGAUACAGUCUGUCCGAGCCCACCUGGGACAUGAAAGCGACAGCCUGCUGUCUGUGCAGAUCACAGGCAAAAAACCUAACUUUGAAGUGGGUUCUUCCAGUCAGCUGAAGCUUUCCAUCGCCAGGAAGUCGCCUGCUUCAGUGAAGCCUGCUGUGGACCCUGCCACUGCCAAGCUCUGGACCCUCUCAGCCAAUGACAUGGAGGAUGACAGCAUGGAUCUCAUUGACUCAGAUGAGCUGCUGGAUCCAGAAGAUUUGAAGAAGCCAGAUCCAGCUUCCCUGCGGGCUCCCUCGUGUGGGGAAGGGAAGAAGAGGAAGGCCUGCAAGAACUGCACCUGUGGUCUUGCAGAAGAACUGGAAAAAGAGAAGUCAAGGGAACAGAAGAGCGCCCAGCCUAAGUCAGCCUGUGGAAACUGCUACCUGGGCGAUGCCUUCCGCUGCGCCAGCUGCCCCUACCUUGGGAUGCCGGCCUUCAAACCCGGGGAACAGGUGCUCCUGAGCAACAGCAAUCUUCAGGAUGCCUAGGAGGGACCCGACGUGGGACGCACCUGCUCCUCUGGCCAACUCCUGUCCCUGCAAUCCCACCACCUCCUCUGGACUUGCUCGCCCUGCCCGGAAUCAUGUUGCAGGGUGGGUGCUCACCAGACAGAGUGAAGCUGGCUGUGGGGUGCAGUGGGGCGCAGCGCUGCUAGGCAUCCAAAGACCAAGGUGAAUGGGCUCGGUUACCUGGAAUGGGGGGGGGACCGGUUUCUUCGCCUAGUGUUAGGAGGAUGGAGUGUGCCCUGAAGAAGCCCUUCUCCUGCUGACCAGAACACUCUUGAGCCCAGACACCCGGGGGUAGUGACACUCCGAGACAAAGCUCCAGGCCCCUGCGCCCAUUCUAAGCUCAGCAGUGCUGCCACCUCCUUGUCUUCCAGAGCUGGCCGUCUACUCAAUGUGCAGUUCUUGGUGACAGGAGUCAAGUGUCUCAUGACCUCAGAGCAUUAGAGGCGUCACUCACUGGCUGCUGUGAUUCUAUCCAGCGUCCCUCUGCCCCCUUCUGCUCCCACCCCAACUUGAAUGUAGCACUCAUUUGUGUCCUGUCGUCAUUUCUGUUAACCUGCAGGUAUUAAACGUGCGUCCUUCUGCCUA